Messenger RNA from Clonostachys byssicola, 2505 nucleotides. The record is from the annotation of a GenBank genome assembly. NCBI's taxonomy places the organism in Eukaryota, Fungi, Ascomycota, Sordariomycetes, Hypocreales, Bionectriaceae.
AUGUCCGGGCUCGAGGUUCUUGGAGCUGUGGCGGCUGCAGUUCAACUGACGCAAUUGACGGCCAAGACGGUCGGCUUCGUGCGGAAAAUUUCAGAGAUCGGGUCCCAAUAUUCUGACCUGUGUGAUGAGAUUAAUUUCAUCAAAGACAUCUGUGAUGAGGUGCAGAAACACUCAAGCACUGGUAAUAUCACAGCUGGAUUUCUAGUACAGAAGAAGGAGCUGCUGGAGAGUACUAAGACGACGCUUGAGGAAAUAUCGAAACAGUUAGAGAUCAUAAAAGAAAAGUCGGAGCGCUUCACGAAGCAGGGCGAGCCUAAGGCUAGCAAGACGAAAUGGAUCAUCAGGGAAGGGAAAAUCGCCACGCUGCUCGAGAAGGCCCAGAAAGCUAAGACGAACCUCAGUAUCUCCAUGAACAUUCAAUCAGCCAUUGAGAUCGGGGAAGCGAAUAAGACGAUGCAAGCAAUGAGCCUCCAGAUACAUGAAAUCUAUAAGCUCAUGGCAGAGAGAAUGCUGACGCAGGAAUGCGCCGUGAUCUUCGCCCGAGACAAGUCUCUUAUUCAGCAAGUCGAUGAUGUGACUUCGAUGGGGAUCCGAGAGUUUGAGGUUGAUGAUCAAUAUCCGGGCAGUGAUCGAAUGGACCCACAGGUGGAAGAACCUUUGACUGUCGCCGUCACGGAUCAGACGAUUGAAAGAACGACCGCAUGGAUGGCUUUGCAGAAGAAGUGCUCUUACGAAUGCCGGUGCCGAUGCCACGCUAACCUUUGUCAGUUAUCGAUCGGACCGCUACGGUUGAGCUUCAGACCACCCACGGCCAUGAGCAAGUGGGAACGGGACUGUGGCUGCAACAAGUCUGAAGUGUUGUCCGUGGGAUGGAGGCUUCCUGGCCAGCGAUAUGCUGAUGUCCUCGCCUGUGGCCAAACAUACUCACUCUACGCUCUUCGCCCUGCGAGGACGAUUCCGUGGGCCCAAGUGGAAUGGAGAUAUCCGGAUCUGCCAGUGUAUUACUUUCGAAGAGCCUUGCAACAGGGAAUGAUCUUGUAUCCAGAUGACCAAGACGAGACGGGGCUUAUGUUUGUUGAACACCUCAUCAACUACGGAGCCUUUGAGAUACUCGAGGUGCUUCUAACUGUAUGGGGAACAAUUUUGCCCAAACAACGCUUCUCAAGAUGUGCUAAAUGGGGCAAUUUGACCAGACGCAUUGGAUGUCGAGCUAGACGUUCAAUGAGACACAGAAAUUGUGACGAGAGCCGAGGCAGACUGCUGAAACAAGUCAUGAAUUAUGCGGAGGAUGAACUAGAGCCGGAGAUGACGCCGCUCCACGAGGCAGCGAGGCAGGGAUGGGGCAUGGAAGAGGCUGUCGGGGCAUUGAAAUUGCAUUCAUACACGACAGAUGCUAUCGAUGCGCGGGAUGAGACAGGCUAUCCGGCACUACAUGUGGCUGUGAUGAAGGGACAUCACAGAUGCGCACAGGUGUUGAUUGAGGCUGGUGCUGAUGUCAAUCGGCAAGCUACCGAUGGAUACACGCCACUGAUGGUGGCAGCGUCAUAUCACCAAAUCGGAAUAAUGCGGUUGCUUCUGUCGCGAGGGGACUCUCGCAACAGAAUUGACAGAAGAGAGCGACGCUAUGCGAAUGGAAAGAAUCGGAAUGGUCGAACUGCGUUGCAUGUUGCUGCCGUUUCCUGCAAUCCCAAAGCUGUACAGCUGCUCCUAGACGAGGGAGCGUCCGCCUCUGAGCGCGACUCUUAUGGCUACACCCCCUUGCAUUACGUGGCUUUGCAAGUCGGUAGUGAUAGUAUUGGAAUAAGCCAAGUCGGCCGCAUUUUCGAAUUACUGCUCGGUACAGGAGGAGCAGAUAUCAAUGCAACAGAUUUCUAUGGACAGCCCCCAUUGAUGCUCGCGGUGGCUCGAAACCGGCUCGCUGUAACCCAACACCUCAUCAAUGCAGGUGCCUCGCACACAAGCGUUACGACAAAAUCAGAGAAUAUAUUGCAUCACGCCGCAUUUUAUAGCAAUCUAGAUAUGUUGCAGCUUCUCCACCACCUGGAGUUAUCUAAAAUUAGUGUUCGGCUCCACGACAUAGGUGGUGAUAAUCCAUGGGACGUUUUCAAACGGCGUCUUCAUCUACCCCCGGAGCACGAGCUUCACGGCCGCAUACCAACUAAAGAAGAAGGCGAUGCUUUUGUAAAUCUGUACAGAGGUAUUCGGGAAAGGAACAAUGAGGAUGACUGUUCCCUCCUGACGCAGGCACUCGAUUGUCUAUUAUCAGCUAACCCAGCUGCUUCAUGUCGUCAUCUGUCAAUGCUGAUCGAGAACAAGAAAGCCUGUGGUGAGCUGGAGCCUGCUGGAUACUAUUCAGGCAUAAAGGGAAGUAUUAAUGCUGGUGACCACGAGGCCGCAAUCAAGUGGAUUGAGGACGAUCUCCGCGAACUCCGCCACGAGUUAGCUACAGACCCAUGGGAUCAGACCUCGCGUUGGGAUUCACCAGGGCCUCUUGUUUUUAGAUAG